Molecule: messenger RNA, 1090 nt
Organism: Effrenium voratum
Lineage: Eukaryota; Dinophyceae; Suessiales; Symbiodiniaceae
Source: the annotation of a GenBank genome assembly
AGCUCUGGAUCAAACCGAACCGAGAACAAGUGAGCAGCGUUCAUGGCUGUUCUUCGGCUCCUGGCCUCUGGCCUUCUGGCAGUUCUGCCUCUCUGGGCGUGCGACACUGGCGACGCAAGUGAACCUGGUCUGGAGCAUUUGGAGCUGCUCCAGCAGCAGCUGAGACUUCGCUCUGGCACCCAUCCGGAGGUUUUGCCCUUGACAUGGGUCCACUUCCCCAAGGCCGGGAGUGGCUUCCUCAACGUCUUGGUCCACACACAAGGUUUUUGCCCAGGAGUUCCGCAAGAUUUAUCCGUUGAGACGGAGAGGUUUUCUUGCCGUGUCGCCAGCAAUCUCUUCAAAGCCUGCCCGCAGGUCUGUGACCCUGCACGCGUGCGCUGCCACGCCAGUCCAUAUGAGUGCGUCGGCAGCAGGUACUCAGAGCUCGAAGGCCGCAUGGUGGGCGUCUUUCGCCAGCCCGAGCAGCGGGCCCUCGCCGCGUAUCACGACGAGCUGAGGACGUGGAUGGCUCCGCAGGCGGAUUGCGCGCACCGGAACGGCACGAGGCCGCCCGCGCCGGUCUUUGCUCGCUUCUUUGCGGGGACCGUGGCCUACCAGCUGGUGGGAGAGGGGCUCCUGAACUACGGGGGUGGCCAUCACUGGCUGCCCGGCUUAGUGGACAUACCGGAGCGAACGACGGAGAUGGCUGGGGAGGCUGUGCGGAGGCUUCAAGGCUUCGCCUUCGUGGGGAUCACGGAGGAGUGGGAUCUGUCCAUCUGCCUCUUCCGCAAGAUCUUUGGCGGCCCCUGCCGCGCACUGGAUUUCAGCAAGACCCAGAGCUCCAAGAACUAUGACACAGCUCCCUUGGAGGGCUUCCAGGAUGAGAUCGACGGCAUCGUCUACCAGGAAGCAAUGCGGAUCUUCAGACACAGCUUGCUCCAACACAAUGUCUCCGUGGACUCCUGUCGCGACUGCUUCGCGCAAGCUGGGCGCCAUGGAGCGCCGAAUGAAUGAUUUGCCGGCCGGGCGGCUUGCCCUCCCUCAUUCCGGAGAUCCGCUUGAAAUCUUUAGAGAUUUGUAGAGACUUGAGCAAAGCAUACGCAAUUGAGUU